AUGAACAAUAGAUAAAAUAUUCCAGGUUAUAGUAAUCCUUAUGAAUAAUACAAUAGCGGCAAUAGUUAUAAGUAGAAUCCCUACUAAUAGUAGCUUUAACAAUAGCAAGGUUAUAUGCAACAUUAAUAAUAAUUUAACUAGAAAAUGUCAAAUAGCUAUCAGCUUCCUAUAAGUAGAUAGACUUAGAAUACUAAUGCUACAGCAUAAUCAACAAUUCAAAAUUAAUAAUAUAGAUAGUAGUAAAUGCCACAAUAAUAAUAUCAAUUUUAGCAAAUUUAAAGCUCUUAUGGUAAUAGAUUGACUUAUGAAAAUUAUGAAAAGCCGAUACAAAAUUAAAAAGUGAGUGAAUAAUAAUAAAUGCAAACUUUAAAAAAAGUUGCAAAUUUCUAACAUUCAUCAAGGUCAAAUUCUUAAGAAUCCAGAAAAAGCAGUGAUGAUGAAGACAAGCAAAGAGAUUCUGAUAGCGAAGCAGAAAUUAAAAAUUAAAGUGAAAGUGAUUCAGAAGAUAAUUCUUCAAAAUCUAGCAGAACUUCUAGGACUUCAAGCGAAGAAAGAAGUAAAAGUAGCUCCAGGGAAAACUCAGAAGAUGAAGAAGAAGAUGAUGAUGGCAAUAAUAAUAAAAAUUUAAGUAAUUCCUAAUCAAAUUCACCAAGAAAAUCAGCAGCUAGCAAUCAGUCAGAUUAAGAGAGUGAAGAAGAAAACAAAUCUCCAUCACCUGUUAAAAAAAAUAAAAAAAAAAAUAAAAAUAGAAACAAAUAAAAUGAUAAAAAAAAUUAGAAACAAUAAGCAGAAGAAGAUACAGAUGAUAAAGUAAAUUAAUCAAUUGCUGGAGAAUAUUUGAGCAAAUCAGGAUUUAUAUUCAAAUCAGAAGAAUAAAUUUGUAAGGUGAGAGAAGAAAUUAAGUAAGUCAACAGCGAACUUAAAUAAAUAAAUGAAGAACUGAAUAAAUUUUUCCCUUUUCUCAGCAAUUCAUAAAUACGAUAUGAAAAAAAAUAAGAAAAUAAUACAAUAAACAAAGAUAAAUAGCAUGGUUAUUUAAAGAAUAAUAUUGAAAAUAUAAUCAAUAAUCACAGAUAGCAGCAGCAAUUUAUUUCCAAUACAGGAGUCUAUCCUCAACAAUUUAUAAACACUUAGGAGUUAAUUUAUUCUCAAAAUUUUCUCAAUAAUUCAUAAAAUAUGCUAAGCUAGUCUUAAAAUUAGUUAUAUUCUUCAUAAAAUGUUAUGCCAUUUCAGCUUCCAUAAACUUAAGAAUUAAAUGCUAUUGAUCAAAACAGCUAGGAUACAGCAAAUUAAAAUAAUGAUUUAGAAGAAAGAUAGUAAUAUUAAAUACCAUAAAGAGAUAACAGUAUGAGUGUAAGAUAAACAAAGAAUACUAUUGAUAUGCAAAAUGAGACAAAAUUAAACACUUAAAAUUAAAUUAAUUUUAAUUAAUUGAAAUCUGAAAGUAAUACUCAUACUUCUUUAAGUAAAAUGAAUAAUGAUGUUGAUUAAUCUUUUAAUAAGAGUAAAGAACACGUUUCUGAUAAAUUGAUUAGCCGCAGGUCGAUUCCUAGUAAAUUAACAAACGAAAAACUUCCUCAAAUAGUAUAAAGCAACCAAACAAUAAUCUCAAAAAACAAGUUAUAAACAAAAGACCAACUAGGCUCUGAUAGUUUAAGUUCACAGAGUAAUAUGAGAAAUUAACAAAGUUCGGAAUAGAUUCAAAGUAUGCAGUAAUCAACAAAAAAGAAUAGUCAGUCAAACGAUUAGAAUGAAUAAUACAAUUUCAGUUUUAAAAAUAAUGAAGACAGGUUCUUAAGAAAAAAAUGA
Molecule: messenger RNA, 1809 nt
Organism: Tetrahymena thermophila SB210
Lineage: Eukaryota; Ciliophora; Oligohymenophorea; Hymenostomatida; Tetrahymenidae
Exons: 1
Source: RefSeq, a predicted model, not a curated record